Molecule: messenger RNA, 918 nt
Organism: Nanorana parkeri
Lineage: Eukaryota; Metazoa; Chordata; Amphibia; Anura; Dicroglossidae
Gene: DUOXA2
Product: dual oxidase maturation factor 2
Exons: 6
Coding region: 1-918 (305 amino acids)
Biological process (GO): protein transport
Cellular component (GO): endoplasmic reticulum membrane
Source: RefSeq, a predicted model, not a curated record
AUGACUUUCUACGAUGGUAUAUUUCCCUUCUACCCACAGCCAAGAAAAGCUUGGGCCUUGAAUGUGAAUUACAUUAUUGUAAUCAUCGUCUUCUUGGUGUUUGCCAGUGCCUUUAUCCUGAUAAUUCCUGGAAUAAGAGGAAGAGCUAGAAUAUCCUGGACCUUUAGAGUCAUAAUCAGCCUGUUCAUUGGAGCUGUAACCGUUGCUGUUAACUUUACAACAGACUGGGAAGUUGGAUUAAUUAAUACUACAACUACUUAUAAGUCUUUUAGUAGUGCUGUGGUGACUGCAGACAUUGGAAUAAAUGUUGGACUGAGUGGCGUUAACAUCACUCUUAAAGGAAAUCCGGUUCAUCAGAUAAAUGAGACAAUUGACUAUAAUGAGCAGUUUCUCUGGAUGUUUGGAUCAGACUACGAUAAGUUGUAUUAUGAUAGUCUCGAGAGAGGACUUCCUAACCCCAUCCUCUAUGUAGCAGAGAAGUUUAGUAAAAAUGAUCCCUGCGGCUUGCAUAACCAGUACAGAAUAUCAGGGCACUAUGCAUCAGCCUGUAUGUGGGUUGCAUUUUGUUCUUGGAUUAUAUGCAACAUCCUUUUCUCCUUGCCAGUUUUUAUAUAUGGAGCCUAUAUGAUCCUAGUGACAGCUGCCUUCAUCCUCUUCUCCCUGAUUUCUUUUUCUACUGUGCGAAAUGUUGCCUUUUGUAAUAUACAGUUUGGCUCCGAGGCUCUAAAAACAUACUAUGGAGGAUCUUUUUGGCUAACUCUAGCAACAGGUCUUCUUUGCUUUCUAAUUGGAAUAACAUUCAUUAUAUUGGACUGGUGUGUUCCAGAAAAACUGAAAUCAUUUUUUAACACUAUUGAAGAAGAUGAUGUGGAAUCAGAACAACUGUGUUACACUAAUGAUGGAUUUGAUGCUAUAUAA